This is a messenger RNA of Phacochoerus africanus (Common warthog), 4325 nucleotides long. It is a transcript of the gene TXLNG, whose product is annotated as taxilin gamma. Gene Ontology annotation, biological process: regulation of cell cycle. The transcript is spliced from 10 exons. The record is from RefSeq and is a predicted model, not a curated record. NCBI's taxonomy places the organism in Eukaryota, Metazoa, Chordata, Mammalia, Artiodactyla, Suidae. Gene Ontology annotation, molecular function: syntaxin binding. Bases 85 to 1623 code for a protein of 512 amino acids.
GGAGGGGUUCAGGGGCGGGGAGCGAGGCCCUGCGAGGUUCCGUGCCCCUUGUCGGGCCGCUUGUUUGGCUGCUGCCGUCACCUCAUGGCGACGCGGGUAGAAGAGGCAGCGCGGGGAAGAGGCGGCGGCGUCGAGGAGGCGAUUGAGGCCGGACGGGGCGGACGGCGACGCAGCCCGCGGCAGAAAUUUGUGAUGGGCACAAUGGAAGAAGCUGGAAUGUGCGGGCUAGCUGUGAAAGCGGACAUGUUGCAUAACUCUCAGCCGAAUGAUAUUCUUCAGCAUCAGGAUUCACAUUGUGGUGGCACAAGUAACAGGCACGCAUUGGAAGAGAAUGCCAGCAGUGACUUUAUAACAAAGGGCAGGAGUUUGGUGAGCCCGGCGUACUGCACACAAGAGUCAAGGGAGGAAAUUCCUGGGCGAGAGGCUCGAACAGAUCCCCCCGAUGGUCAGCAAGAUUCAGAGUGCAGCAGGAGCAAAGAAAAAACCUUAGGAAAAGAAGUUUUAUUAUUGAUGCAAGCCCUAAACACCCUUUCAACUCCAGAAGAGAAGCUGGCAGCUCUCUGUAAGAAAUAUGCUGACCUUCUGGAGGAGAGCAGGAAUGUUCAGAAGCAAAUGAAAAUUCUACAGAAGAAGCAAGCCCAGAUCGUGAAAGAGAAGGUUCACUUGCAGAGUGAACACAGCAAGGCCAUCUUGGCAAGAAGCAAACUCGAGUCUCUUUGCAGGGAGCUUCAGCGGCACAAUAAGACGUUAAAGGAAGAAAACAUGCAGCAGGCGCGAGAGGAGGAAGAAAGACGGAAGGAAGCCACGGCGCACUUCCAGAUGACGCUGAAUGAGAUCCAGGCGCAGCUGGAGCAGCACGACCUGCACAACGCCAAGCUCCGCCAGGAGAACAUGGAGCUGGGAGAGAAGCUCAAGAAGCUCAUCGAGCAGUACGCGCUGCGGGAGGAGCACAUUGAUAAAGUGUUCAAACAUAAGGAACUUCAGCAACAGCUUGUGGACGCCAAGCUUCAGCAGACAACACAGCUGAUCAAAGAAGCAGAUGAGAAACAUCAGAGAGAGAGAGAGUUUUUACUAAAAGAAGCAACGGAAUCGAGACACAAAUAUGAACAAAUGAAACAGCAAGAAGUACAACUGAAACAACAGCUUUCUCUUUAUAUGGAUAAGUUUGAAGAAUUCCAGACUACCAUGGCAAAAAGCAACGAACUGUUUACAACCUUCCGGCAGGAAAUGGAAAAGAUGACGAAGAAAAUCAAAAAACUGGAAAAAGAGACAAUCAUAUGGCGGAGCAAAUGGGAAAACAACAAUAAGGCUCUCCUGCAGAUGGCUGAAGAGAAAACUGUCCGUGACAAAGAGUACAAGGCCUUUCAGAUAAAGCUGGACCGGCUGGAGAAGCUGUGCCGGGCCCUGCAGACGGAGCGGAACGAGCUCAACGAGAAGGUGGAGGUGCUGAAGGGCCAGGUGGCGGGGAGGGCGGCGGGUGCGGGCCCAGCGCCCCCCGGGGCCCAGCCCUGCGCCGCCCUGGCUGCCCCGCAGGAGUCUCGCGCCGCCUGGCCAGUGGCCCCUGGGGUCCCCCCGGAGGCCGCAUCCCCGGGCGCCGGGCCCGGCAUCGAGUCCGUGGACUGAGACCCAGUGCAACCACUGUAUGGAGAGCUCUAUUUUGUGUAUACCUUCCUCUGUUAGUAGUAACAAUUGGUUUUGUGGUGACAAUUUUCUUACUUUUUCUACCAUAUCUGUAUUUUCUUAGAACUACUGGACUUAUGUGGUACAGGAGGCUGCUUGGCAAUUCUGAAUAGUUUUCCUCCACAUCUCGCUCAGCUGCGCUGGCUGCACAUCCGCCUCGUUGCCCUCCGUCGGAUGCAUGUGUUCACUGCCUUGUCCUCUCCCCUGCCCCUUGCGCACGACUCACUCACCAGGGCCGCCCCUCACAAGGGAACCUUGUUCUGCUGAUACACUUCCUGGAUGUGAAAACAGUAUUCACUUACAUGUCCCGGCCCCCGUUAAUAUUAUUCAAAAAAGAGAAAAAAAAAAAAAACCAACCAAGAUGAUUAGAUUUGUGUCGAAUUGCCCAUCGAAACGCCAAGUAAAAAUAAAACUCUAGGCUUGGGUCGGAAACAAACAGCAUACUUGAUUCACAUUAGCUUCCUGCUCUUUCCAUCCCUUGACAAACGGAGACGGCCACAGGCCCAGAAGGUCUGCGUUUUGGCAACGUAUGUACAUAAAGGUGUGGCUUUUUAACAAAACAGUUCUGUCCAGCCAGAUCCUUGGACAGGCAGGCUUGUGUUUAUGUCACUGCAGACCAGCCCCAUGGUGCUCUUUUCAGGUUAGUAGCAGGGGAGUUUGGACACCCGGAUGCCCAUGGUGUGGGGAGCCUGGGGGUGGCUCGCGUUCCCUUGGGGAUGGGGGCACGCACCCCUGCGCACGGAGCGCUGCCGCCGCGGCCCCCCCUUGUCACUCAAGACACGUCCCGUGUAGCCUUCCCAAGCGGGGGUCCUCUGCUACCCUUCUGGCUACUGGCAGGCUGGUCCAGUGCUCCAGGGCUUUGAAGAGGGGGUGUUCCUGGCCAUGCUAAGCAAAGAUGGAUGUCGGGGCUAAAGCACAAAGACGGGAACCAGCAUUUUUAACGUGGAGGAAACUUGGCAGAGAGUUAAACAGCCAGGAUCUAUUUAUUAUACUUCCGAUCUGCUUCUCGCCCUUUUCUUAGUUUUCCUUUUUCUCCUUCAAAGAACACCCCCCCCCCCAGUGUUAUUAAGGUGUCUACUCUUGGAACAGGGGACUCGGGAAAGUCGGCGCACCAUCACUUGGGCACCAGUUCUCUAACGUGCUUUGUUCCUCAGUGUCCAACGUGGCCAAGUCUGUACACACCAUUCACCAGGCUGCACUGCUCAGAGUUUGGACUUUGUCCCUGGUAUCAUUUGCAUUGAAAGACCUUAUGAAAUAAAAAGGCUCUGCUAGAACUGAUGUUAGCACAUUCCACCGAGCAGAACUAGCAAACUGACACUUCGGAAAUUGCUUACUGGACUGAAUAAACUCUCUUCUGUCCAGUUAAAAAAGGGUUUUUCUCUUUGUUAAAGUUUUAUUUGUCCCGUCACAUUCAUGGUCUAAACUGGGUGGAAAGAAUAAGAAAACUGACAGGCCGGCAGCAGCGCCUGCAGGGAAGGAUUUUAUCCAGGCUCCCACCGGCGGUCACGUUCAUCGAGGGGCCAGACCGUGGAAGCAAGGAAACCCACCAAGUCGGUUCCCCAGUGACUGUCGGGACGUGUCGGAGGCCAAAGUACGCCCUCUGCCAACACACACCCUCUUAGAAACACACACCCUUCAGCUACAUGAAACGCCGGGCUUCAUUUCCCGAGAGAGGGGAAAUGAAGGCGUGUGUCAGAAAGACACACGACUGUAAAAUGACCACGCGCGCUGACCUGGCACAGGAACGCUGCUGGACGCACAGCCCUGACGCCUUUUAAGCCGGUGGUGUCGCCCACCACGCUUCCUUGUGUUGCUUGUCCCGUGUGGGAGAUGAUUAAGCUCAGACCUGCUGCUCAUCUUCAGGGCUUUCUAAGGCGACGUGAUGAACAGCACUUGGCCUGCUGCUUUUGGCUUCCUCGGUGGUUGUAGCUAGACGCUAGCCCGGUGUUUGAAGGACAUGGAUUCUGGCGGAGACAUGCCUGCAUCCCUUCGGGAUCUCUCCUCCCAUUACCCUGUGAAUAGUAAAUACACACGGGACCCUCUCUGCAGAGGACAUGCUCCUAAAACAAUCACCUCGGCAGCCCAGUGUUGUGGUUUUGUAGCACGCCGUUUCUCCCACAUUCUAGAACACUGUAAUAGGACGAAGACUGGCCCAGAAGAGGUUGAGAUGUCGGGUUCACUUCAACUGCAUUUGUUGCACCGUCGUGGAAUCUUGAUUUGUAUUACUUAGAGUGGCAGGAGACCCCAAGGCAUAGAGAAAACUUGGGUCUUAGGUAAGGACCAUUUCAUCCUCAGACUUAUAGGAGUACAUUUCUUGGUCUCGAGACCAGUGUUUUUUAGUUAUGUAUGCAACUGCCUUUAUGACACCUGGUUAUCGAUUCACUUCUCAGGUGUUGCAGAAAAAUCUACCUCUUUCAGACUGUAGAUGGAAAUAACUGUGAAAAAAAUGAUGCAGAUAUCUUCUAGUUUGUGCUAAACACACUGCUUUAUUUUUACAGCCCACGUCUUUCAUGAGGAUACGAAUUGUUAAGAGGCAGUCUUGUUUUGCUUUUCAAAAACAUUUUGUAGAGAUUUUUCACUAAUGUGAAUCUGAUUUUAUCUACUCAAUUCUGUAUAGAUUCAGUAAAUAUGUAUGAUAAAUUGAA